Molecule: messenger RNA, 5100 nt
Organism: Sodiomyces alkalinus F11
Lineage: Eukaryota; Fungi; Ascomycota; Sordariomycetes; Glomerellales; Plectosphaerellaceae
Exons: 3
Coding region: 190-4884 (1564 amino acids)
Biological process (GO): protein import into nucleus; RNA export from nucleus
Cellular component (GO): nuclear pore
Molecular function (GO): structural constituent of nuclear pore; protein binding
Source: RefSeq, a predicted model, not a curated record
CCCUCUUUGCUGUCGCCCCCGCCGUUAUACAGUGGUCAGUUCUGGCAAGAGGGUAGAAGUAAGGGAGAAACAAAAAGCCCCCCGUUCGGGUCAAACCACUCCUCUGUCACUACCAUACCACCCAUCAGCCUUUCUCCGAAUGCCAAAGGUCCUGCCAGGCCUUCCUCAGCCGGCUACCUAGCAACAGCCAUGGCUUUCGGAUUCAGGAGUUCGGGAAACGCCAUGACGGGAGCCGCGCCAGGGCCUGCCGGCGUCUCUGAAGGCCCCGAACUAGAACUCAUCCAAACAGAGGCCCUCGGAUUCAAAUCGAUUGCUGGAGACGCAAAACUCCGCCUUACAACGCCAUGGUCCCCUCCGCCCGCUGACACGGCAUCUCUUAUAACCAUCGCCGCCCGCAAAGGCCUUGUUGCUGCUGCUGGCCCAGACGGUAUCGUCACUGCUACGACGGACGCCGUUCGAAAAGGCUUCGAUGGAGAGAAGGAAGGCGAUUCCGAUGUCCGAGUCUUUCAACCGCAGCUCAAGCUUCCUCUGUCCAUGCGCGUAUCCCACAUCGCCUUCACUGCCGACGAGACAUACCUCUUGCUUUCUGCGGAAUCAGGGGGAGGCCUGGCCGUAUACGAUACCCAAUCCCUUCUUCAAGGCAACACCCAGGCGGCUUUCGAACUAGCGACCAAUGGCGAGUCGCUCCGUGCCCUGGCACCCAACCCAACAGCGGAAAAGGCAGACCUCUGCGCCAUUGUGACCAACAACGGGAACCUACACAUGGCCAGUCUCAAGGAGAAAAAAAUCAGUAACCCCCUAAAGUCGCAAGUCAGCUGCGUCAGCUGGAGCACGAGGGGAAAGCAGCUUCUUGCCGGGCUGGCAGACGGGACCAUCCACCAGAUGACGCCAGAAGGAGAGGCCAAGGCCGAAAUUCCGAGACCUCCGAGUGUAACGAAUGCCCACGUGGCCUCCCUUUCCUGGCUGGAAAAUCACGUCAUCCUCGCCAUUCACACGAACACAAACGAGUCCCCUCCGUCUUCGACCUACCACAUCAUUACUCGACAGCCGCCAUCCAGCUUCACUUUUCAGAAGAUGACCGAUCCAGUGGACCCCUUCGGCGCCGAAAGGGUCCCUCACCACUCCAUCAUGAGACUCAAAGAUUUCCCUCCCAAUCUCCAGGACCUUCUCAUUGUCGCGUCGACCGCAUCUCCAGAUAUCGGCCUGAUCAGCAGGUCCAAAACGCCCUUGUCUCCGGACAAGCCUGCCGAGUCCAUCUCCAAUGUCUUUACCACUACUGAACUCCUAGAUGACUCCAAGAGGGCUCAACUGCCCAUGAGCGAGUCGAUGGACAAUACCACCGCUGUCGGUGUGGCGCUCGAUCUCUCCAGCAAAGACAAAGUCUACAAGCCUUUGCCUGCAGACGAGGAGAUCGAGGAGUCACCGGGACCUCUGCCGGGCUACUGGGUGCUGAACAACGAGGGCGUUCUUUCUUCGUGGUGGAUUGUGUACGAAGACUCCAUUCGGCAGGGUACGUCCUACCCGAGCUUGGCCGCCCUUGACGGCUCCGCUCAGACGGCGGCCCCUGCUACUAUGUCAGCUCCUGCAGCUCCGGCUGUCGCACCAGCCGUCGCACCGGCCUUCAGCGCUAGCACAGGCACAUCUGCCUUUGGCUCUACGCCAGCAUUCGGGGGUUCCAGCGGUCUUGGGGCGAAACCUUCCCCGUGGGGAACGUCGCAGACCUCAACAGGCACGACCGGAGGACAGCCCUCGACGGCAUUUGGCGGUAGUUCAUCCGGCAGUGGCCCCGCCUCUUCCGCUCCCGCCUUUGGCAAGACCAGCGCGCUCGGCUUCGGGCAAUCUUCGCAAAUCGGCCCGAAGACUUCGCCAUGGGGCGCGGCAGGCUCCACAGCUCCCAACGCAUCCUCGGCCUCGGCUACCCCUGCGUUUGGUCAAUCGGGUUUCGGUGCUUUGGGCGGCGGUGCAAACAAGAGCGUCUUCGACAGCAGUACGAGUAGCAAUACUGCUGCCUCGGUCCCCACCUCGGGAGGCUUUGCCGGCUUUGCGGGAUCAGGCGGCUUCGCGGCCGCCGGCGCGAACACCAGCGGUGGUAGUAUCUUUUCUAGCAAGCCCUCGUCGGGAUCCCCGUUUGGUUCGGCUGCUCAAACCCUCAAGGACUCGAGCACCGCGUUUCCUGCUCCGAAAUCCGGCGGUUCGGGUCUCGCCUUGAACGCGGGUUCCUUCAAGCUUGAUAGCUCCUUCAAACCCGAUCCCGCGACUAAGGACGACAACGAGAAGCCUUCUUCAGCUGGGGGCUCGUCGCUGUUUGGUAGCAAUUUUGGCGCUGCUCUGGGAGACGCGGCCCAGCAGACGUCGAAAGAUGAGGAUAUGGAUACUUCGACGACGCCACAACCCACACAAACCAAAUCAUCUUUUAACCUGGGCGGUGCUCCAUCGGCAACCGAGUCCAAGUCCCCGUUCGGCCUGUUCGGAUCUCAGUCAAAGGCACCUUUUGCCCAGGCAACGGAGACAAAGUCGCCUGGGCUUUUCGGCAGCACUCCGCCGGCUGACCAGAAGACGCCUCCGGCCAAGUCCGCGUUUGGUCUUGGUAGCACGGAGACUACGCCUCAGGCAAACCCGGCUUUCAGCCUCGGCGGUGCGCAGCCAAAAUCUCCGUUUACUCUUAACGGCCAUGAGUCUACAACUCCUACGACUACUCCUGCGCCGAGUAAAUUUGGCUUCCAGACUACUUCCGACACUCCCAAAGGCAGCAUCUUCGGCUCCACAGCAACUAGCGGUGGCCUCUUUAAGACAUCCGAGCCUGCGAAACCUGCCGCGGAGGCAAAACACCCCGAGAUCAAAGUGGAAAGUCCCGGCGAAGCGCCUCUUCCCCCAGAGUCGACAAGCAGGAACGCGUAUCCUCUCGGAGAGUCCUCGUCCUCGUCCGGUACUUGGACCGAUGUAGGUAGCAAGACUUCCAAAGCAGACGAUGCGCCACUGCCGCCCGACUUUGUUAAACCUGCGAAGCCUGCGGGGAAGCCACCCUCGCCUCCAGACACACUCUCCACGCCCAAACCAUCCACGUCGGGGGGUAUCUUCUCAUCCCUGUCGGAGAAGAAACCGGCUUCGUCCACUCCUUCGCAGCCAUUCACAUUCCCAUCAGUCACUCAGGAUGCGUACUCGGACAGCUCCGAUGAAGGGUCUACCGACGGAUCACAGCUGGGCGAGGAGGCGCCGCUGCCUCCCGACUUUGUCAAGAAGGCUCCAGUCAAGGAAGCGGCGCAGGUCCCGGCCGUACCAGAUAGUGAAGGCGCCAGCGACCUCGGGGAGGAAGAGGGCGACGCUGAAUCUGAGGGCAGCGGUGUUAUGGUGGGCAAGGACACCAGCCCGUCCACCACGGGUUUCGCGGCAACACCCGGGUACACGCCUCAAAGCUCAUUCGGUGGAAUGUCCGGCAGCACUUUCAUCAUCCCUCCGGCACAAUCCGACAUGCCACGUGGCUCGUUGUUUGGGGAGCUGGGGAGAGCACAGGUGCUGCCGCGGCCAAACGCCACCAGCCCCCGGUCGCCAAGCCCGGUUCGCAGUGCGAUACCGAGCAGAGUGUCCCAGCCAAGCGGCUCACGGUCGGUUAGCGCCCCCGGCAUGGCAUCGCAGAUUCUGGGAGGAUCUAGGCGGUCAGGGCAUCAGAUGGGAUUAUCUACCGUGGCCAACAGGCUGGAGGAGGACCCGCAACUGAGACAACAGAGGCAGGCCCGCUCGAGACGUGAGGCCGAAGAGACAAAGGUGUUGGAGGAUGAAGAAGACGAUGAGAUUCAGAGGAUCCUCGCUUCGGACAUGGAGCCAACGCUAGUUCUGGACGACUUCAUCGCGCACACCAAUGUCGUUCCCUCCUCCCAGGAGACGAUUCCGUCCCAGGUAGAGGCCGUUUACCGAGACAUCAACUCGAUGAUCGACAUGCUGGGUCUGAACGCUCGGUCUAUGGCAGGUUUCAUCCAGGGACAUUCGGAGAAUUAUAAAGAAGGCGGCCGACACAAGGAAGAUCUGGAGAAUCCCGAUGACUGGGUCCUGUGUGAAGUCGAUGAACUGGGCGACGUACUCGACACGGAACUAGCCCAGGAGCUCGAAAACGGGAGGGUCCAGGACGUGGAGGGCAAGCUGGAAGCGUGUCACGACCUAACCCGGGAGAUGUCGCGGCUCCGGUCGAAGCAGGAGGAUCUCAAGAAGCUCAUCACGGUUCGGCUAGACCCAGAGCAGGCCGAAGUCAGCCGGUCGCUGCCCCUUAGCGCGGAGCAAGCGACGCAGCAGAACGAGCUCCGGCGCGAGUACGGCAAAUUCAUGCGGCAGCUGGCGGAGGCCGAGGAGACGCUGACGCUGCUCAAGACCAAGCUGGCGCCGAUGACGGCGACGUCGGGCAAGAGCACGGCGAACGUGCCGACGGUCGACGCGGUGAUGCGGACCAUCCACAAGAUGACCAGCAUGGCGGAGAAGCGCUCGGGCGACAUCGACGUGCUGGAGAACCAGCUGCGCAAGCUCCGCUUCUCGUCGGCCGACCGCCGUGAAGGCUCGCCUCUGGCGGCGGCGACGACGACGACGACGACGACGCCGCAGCGCAACAGCCACAACAACCGUUCGGUCGUCUUCUCCCCCGACUCGGCGGCUGGGGGGUCGCCUCGCGCGUCGACAACGCACAACCCGCCCAACUCGCUCAUGUCUUCGGUCGCUUCGGCCGGCGGCGGCGGCGGCGGUGGGGCGACGCCGAGGAAGAAGCUGAGCGGGUUCAGCCGCGCGGAGAAGGUAGAACUGAUGGAGAAGAAGGCGAAGCGCCGGGCCGUGCUGGAUAAGCUCAAAGCGAACAUCAAGAAAAAUGGGGUGCAGCCCUGGCCGAUGCCCGAGGAUACUGAGUAAGGGUUGGUACAGGAGGGGAGAAAAGCAGGCCUCCUAUUGAACUGGCUGAGGCUUGGUUGGAUCUGCCAUGGGUGGAAUGUAUGACUAGGGGGGAUCACCGGGAUGCUUCGUGGCGAUGAUGGGCAGCAGGGCGGGGACCAGAACCAGAACCAGAACCAGAACCAGGGAGCCUGGAGUCUGGGCCACUGGGGUACGCGUUGUAUUUUAUUGUGUGGA